Molecule: messenger RNA, 2339 nt
Organism: Pristis pectinata (smalltooth sawfish)
Lineage: Eukaryota; Metazoa; Chordata; Chondrichthyes; Rhinopristiformes; Pristidae
Gene: cmpk2
Product: cytidine monophosphate (UMP-CMP) kinase 2, mitochondrial
Exons: 5
Coding region: 20-1318 (432 amino acids)
Biological process (GO): dUDP biosynthetic process; dTDP biosynthetic process; dTTP biosynthetic process
Cellular component (GO): mitochondrion; cytoplasm
Molecular function (GO): dTMP kinase activity
Source: RefSeq, a predicted model, not a curated record
UGGUGGCGCUGCGGCGGCGAUGAGUCUCCGCUGCAGCCGGGACAUGGCCAGCUCCCUCGGCUCCGCUCUCUAUAAGCAAUGGGCCAAAAGAGUCUUUGCAAUCGAGUGCGGCAGCAGCUCGGAGCCGCUGUAUUUUGCCCUCAACCCCAGCCCCGAGGGGCCCUGGGAUGAGAACUGCAGACUGCACCAGCUCCUCAGCCGAGCUCAGACCUAUUCGCUUUGCAUCGCCUCCGACAACAGGAUCCAGGGUGCGGAAUCCUACAUGCACCUGCAGAGCAAACUGACCCGGCUGCCCGAGAGGUGCCGGGUCAUGGAACUGACGGCGUUUUUGCCCAACGAGGAAGGAUCUUCGAUCAAAGGGUUUCUGGUGCAAGACGACCGAUGCUGUCAGACCACGGAGCUUGUGCUGCGGGACCUGGUCCGUGAGAGUGGGCAGACCUGUCUCUGCACCUACAGAAGGGGCGAGGAGGGCAGGAUAUGGCAGAGCCUGGGGCUGCUGAGUGGUGGGCAGCAGAGGGAGAUCCUCAGAAACUGCCUGUCUCUGACUCAGAAGCCGGAGCUUCACCCCUCGGUGUUAAACAUCAAAAACUCUGUUGUGUUCUAUAAGUAUGAAGAUGCAUAUGGCGUUUUAAAGGAGUGUGCGGAAUUGUUUCCUGAAGCCAAGGAGGUUCUGCAAAUAGCAAAUCAAUAUAAUGGGACUUCCAAAAAGGGCCGCUAUCCUGUAAUUGUGAUAGAAGGGCUUGAUGCAACAGGAAAAAGUACUUUGACGGAGGCUUUAAGAGAAUCAAUUCAAGCAACACUUUUAAAGUCACCACAUGACUGCAUUGGCCAUUUGAGAAAAACAUUUGAUGUAAAACCACCUCUCAUCCGGCGAGCCUUUUAUACUUUGGGCAAUUACAUAACCGCCUCCAUCAUAGCAAGAACAUCGGAAACAUCUCCAGUAAUUGUGGAUCGGUUCUGGCACAGCACUGCGGCAUACGGAAUCGCGACCGAAGUUAGCGGAAAGGUGGAGAACCUCCCUCCGCCCCACCACGAAUUAUACCAGUGGCCCCAAGAUCUACUUCAACCGGAUUUGGUGCUGUUGCUCACAGUCAGUGCGGAGGAGAGGAUCCGUCGUUUGGAACAUAGAGGAGAGAUGAAAACAAAGGAAGAAACUGAGCUGGAAAGAAACAACUUGUUUCGACAAAAGGUGGAAGCAACGUACAGAAGACUGGAGAACCCAUCUUGUGUGAUAGUCGAUGCCAGUGCAUCAAAGGAAGAAGUUCUCAAAACUGCACUUCUUCUAAUUGAAAGACAUUGUGGCAUUAAAAGAACGUAACUUCGUGCAUUAAUAUACUUCAGCUGCAUCAAUUGAAUCUAAACAUGUAUUUCAUGUAAUCGGGGCAAUGACUUUGCAUGAAAAUAUUACCAGCACCCCUUUUUUGUUUUGGAUGAGGCAUGCAAAGACGGGACCUAAUGAAUAAAAAGAUCAACAAAUUAGAUUAUGCAGUAUGUUUCUAAAUGACUGAAAAUAUUCAUGCAGGAGAGAAUUUUACACAGUGUUUGCUGGGCCCAUUCCCUUGCCAAAAGGCACUAACAUCCCCCUAUCUGGUCAGCUGUGCAUGGACCAGGUAGAGUGGGUUACCUGCCUCAAUGGAGCAUGUUUCCCUUCCAUUGAUUUUAAAUCAGAUCCAACAGCAGGUAGAUGCUGUAUUGUGGCAGAUUACCACCCGACUGUAAGGAAAAAAAUCAUGCUCAUGGUUCAAUUUCUUCUCUAAUCCAAAUAAAUGGAGUGACAUUUACAGUGAUCAAUAAUCUAAAUAGGCAUGGAGAGAAGUCAGUCAGACACUAUAGUCAGUACUGUGAAAGGCAGAUGGUCCUGGGGAAAUUCUAAAAAAGACUCAGAUAAUUGGAGAGUUCUAGCUUCUGGGCUCUGACUACAUCUCCACUGGCCUGGCUCAAAGUUACACUGAGAUAGUUGGUACAGUGUGCUACAUGCCCGAUCCUGAAUUAAACCAAUUACUUCAGUGUGGAUUAAAAUUUGCUCCAUAGCAAAAGAAGUACAUGCUGAAUCCUGAAAACAGAAAGCGUAUUUCCACAAAGUGCCUUGCAAGUGCUGUAGUCCACAUGUUUCUAGUUGUAGCGCAUUGAAUGAGCUACGUUAAAAUUAUAUUCUUGUAUUUUAGAUUUUAGAAGUUCUGCCAAGUUUCAUUCCAGUUGACCACUGCACCCAUCUCCAUCUGUAUACAGUGUCCUACCCUGCCCUACAAUAAAAUGCAUAUUGAAUACAGAUCAUCUCACUGUAUUGAUUACUUUUGUUGUGUACAAUCAUCCUGUAAUCUGGUCAUAUUUUGUGUGGA